Tachysurus fulvidraco (yellow catfish) is the source of this 1581-nucleotide messenger RNA. It is a transcript of the gene ngrn, whose product is annotated as neugrin, neurite outgrowth associated. NCBI's taxonomy places the organism in Eukaryota, Metazoa, Chordata, Actinopteri, Siluriformes, Bagridae. The transcript is spliced from 4 exons. Bases 610 to 1545 code for a protein of 311 amino acids. Gene Ontology annotation, cellular component: nucleus. The record is from RefSeq and is a predicted model, not a curated record.
UUCGUGUGUGCAAUGGAGCGGAACCUUAACAAAACGGAGCGCGUCACCCCUGAACCUCACACGUCAACUCCGGCGCCAUUUUAGAAGGGGACAGUUUUCCGGUUUUCCUGAAGGAUUCGCGUAUUGCGGAUUUGUGAUUUAGUGCUAAGAUUCGUUUGUUUGAUUUGUUUAUAACGGUAAAACUAAUAGUGCGAAUGCUGUCUUCUUCAUCAUCGUUUUGUGUAAAUGUCGUUGUAUUUUUCAUAGAAUCUUUUUCAAUUUCAUUUACAAGCUUAACGAGUUUUACAUUUAGCCUACGACUUGUUCCACUGUUGCUGGUAGUAUUAUUAACAAUCCAUACAGACAUGUAUGACAUAUUUAAUGAAGCAAAUUGUAUAUUGCUACCCCAUUGUUGGGUUCAACUUGCCCUCUCCAAUAUGGCGUGUAGUGUACGAGCGAUGGAAUAAGGACGCGAAGUAGUUCCGGUUCGAUUUAUAACCUCGAACGUGGGAACGCGUUAAUGUUUGUGUUUGUUCACGUGCUUUUGUUUUCCUGAGUUUAAAAGCAGCUAUUUCGAUUUUUAUGUUUUUUUUAUUCUGAGGCAUUUUGGUCUCCGACAUCUCUGUCAGCAUGUUCACUCCACUCAGUCUGGUCGGCUUGGUUGCGGUGAAGCUGGCUUCUCUUCCAUUAUUGACUUGUCGCCAUGCCAGUCGCAGUGCCAGGGGCUGGAUGGGUGCCGCUACUCGCAGUAAUCCCCUGUCAGGAAACAGAAGGACUGAACAGCAUGAUAUUUCAGAAGACGACCUUGACAUGGACGAAGUGGAAUCCAAACUAGAGGCUCUUGUGAAAAAGGAGAGGAAAAGGGAAAAAUCUGCCAAAUUUCACAAGAUCAGGCAGAAACUGAGCAGCCCUGGAGCCCCUGAAAGACAAUUAAGUUGGGACGCCAUUCAGCAGAUCAGGUACCUAAAGCAAGAGUCGCCUGAGGAAUGGACGCUGCAGAAAUUAGCCGAGGGUUUCUCCGUCAGCACAGAUGUCAUCUACAGAGUCCUUCGCAGCAAGUUCACCCCACCUCCAGAGAGGAAGAUUAAACAGGACAUCAGAGUGUUAACCAGAGACGGACAGCUUUCCCUCCGAGACGGUAAAACAGUCCAGGCACAGAAAGACCAAUCACACCUGCCUUUACCCAACAGCUCUGUACUGGCCUUGAUUUCACCCGGGAACACAAGCACAGUCACCGCCCUGACCAGUGGUGCUCUGAUCCCAGCAGAGCGUGCGGCAGGACUGGUUCCAGCUGCUGCUCAAGUUUCUUCACCUUUAGUAAAAACAGCUCAGAUAUCAACAGUGGCUCAAGGGACAUUACAAGAGGAGCCUGCUGUGAGGCAAGAGCCUACUGAUGUGAAAGAGAGCACUGAAGAAAUAGAGGAGGACGAGGAGUGGGAUGGAGUGGUUUUCACAGACGAAGGAUUAGAGGAACUCAUCCACACAUUGAAAGAAAAACCCAGUUCAGUAGAACAAAAGGGUAGAGAGUUUUACGACAGCCAUGGCAACUUCUUGUACAGGAUUUAACCAUGUUUCUUGAAUAAAAAAAAAGCAGGCAAUGUU